AUGGAGAAGAAACUUGUGAUUACGUUCUUUAUGUUUGUUGUUCUUCUUCAGUUAUCUGAGCUUCGUGCAGCUCAACUUCCACAGCAAGUGGAUAAAGAAAAAGGAAACAAGAAUAAUAAUUGGGCCUGGGCUACACGAGCAGAUAUGGCAUCCGAUAUUGCCCAAGAGUUGAUGGGAGAAGAGAAGUGUGAGGAGAGCGAUGAAGAGUGUAUGAAGAGAAGGAUGAUCAACGAAGCUCACUUGGACUACAUCUACACUCAAAGCCACAACAAGCCUUAA
This is a messenger RNA of Microthlaspi erraticum, 279 nucleotides long. NCBI's taxonomy places the organism in Eukaryota, Viridiplantae, Streptophyta, Magnoliopsida, Brassicales, Brassicaceae. The record is from the annotation of a GenBank genome assembly.